Molecule: messenger RNA, 1311 nt
Organism: Fraxinus pennsylvanica
Lineage: Eukaryota; Viridiplantae; Streptophyta; Magnoliopsida; Lamiales; Oleaceae
Source: the annotation of a GenBank genome assembly
AUGAAUCAUUGUAUAGUACCCAAAUGGAAUCAAAGGCACCAAAGACAAGAACAAGUAGAAGAAGAAGAAGGGAAGACAACACGUGAUCAUGUCCCUAUGUCUAGUUAUGAAGUAGCAGAGUUAACAUGGGAAAAUGGACAGUUAGCUAUGCAUGAUCUUGGUGGCAUGGUUCCGUCUCCUGUUCGGGUUAGGACCGGUGGUGAUACGUUAGAAUGCAUAGUCGAUCAAGCCACACGUGACAGGCCUAAUAAGAACGAGGCAAAUUUGAGCUCGUUGGCUGCACCUUGGGGUGGAAAAUGGCCCAAGAGUUCAUCAGUUGACACGCAGUUGAAACAAAAGGAGGCAAAUUUAAGUUCGAUAGCUGCGUCUUCUGGUGGCAAAUGGAGCAAAAGCUCAGGCCAUAUGGCUGCAUCUUCAACUUGCCAUGUCCGCCCGGCAGGUUUAGCGAAGAAAAGGACAAGAUCAGAUUCGGAACAAAAUUGUGGAAGGUAUUCUGAGGAAGAUCAAGGGGGAGAAGCCAGUGGAUGUGCUAGUGCAAGUGCAACCUUUUGUAUGGAUACUGACACAACUAUGAUGACUUGGGCUUCCUUUGAACCCCCUCAAAGCUUCAAGAGUACAAGAAAUGGAGAUGAAGAUUCAGCUUUUCAAGCUGGCUCGGAAAAACAGGAUGAAGAACGUGGGAACAACUGGGAAACUACUCAAUCGCAAUCAUCAGGAAAACAUAGUCGAGCUGCUGCCACACAUAAUCAGUCAGAACGGAGACGUAGAGAUAGGAUCAAUCAGAAGAUGAAGGCUCUUCAAAAAUUGGUGCCCAAUGCAAGUAAGACUGAUAAAGCAUCAAUGCUUGAUGAGGUGAUUGCAUACUUAAAACAACUUCAAGCACAAGUUCAAAUGAUGAGUGCAAGAACCAAUAUUCCACAAAUGAUGAUGCCUUUAGGAAUCCAGCAACAUCUACAAAUGUCUCUCUUGGCACGUAUGGGAAUGGGUAUGGGAAUGGGAAUGCUCGGGAUGAAUAAUUUGGCUCGAACUAUGCCUCAAUUGCUUCCUUCCUAUAUCCAUUCACCUCCUCUUUCGGGAGCUGCUCCACAGUUUGUGCCACCACCUCCCUUCGCUAUGCCUCAGACGAUCCCCCCUCCGACUCCCUCCAACACUUCACUUCCUUUUAACGAUGCAUACUGCACAUUUCUAGCUCAACAAUCAAUGAACAUGGAUUUCUACAAGAAAAUGGAAGCUCUCUAUCAACAACACGUCAACCAGUCCGCACAGAAACCAGUUAGCUCGUUGCAAGCAAACAAUGUACAAGGAGAAUGA